AUGAAUUCAAUAUCAAUAGAAAACAAUGACAAUUUUUAUGAUAAUAUUAUAGAACAAAAUAUAACACCAUUAUCAUCAACUAUGGAAACAAUAUUACAACAAUUAGUAAUGACAAAUGUAACAACUACUGUUACAACAUCAAUAGAUUCAACAAUAUUAAAUAAUAUAGUUAAUUAUACAAAUAAUAUUAAUCAUUAUUUAAAUGUUACCCAUUGUAACGAAAGAGAAAAACCUGAAUUACAAUUAGUAACUAAAGUAAUACCAAUAUUAGUACCAUUAUUUUUUAGUAUUAUUGCAAUAACAGGAUUUUUUGGUAAUUCAUUAGUAAUAUUAGUUGUAUUAUUAAAUACGCAUAUGCAUUCAACAACAAAUUUAUUAAUUGUAAAUUUAGCGUGUGCUGAUUUACUUUUUGUGAUAAUUUGUAUACCAUUUACUGCAGUUGAUUAUUUGGCAUAUAUAUGGCCAUUUGGUGUUACAUGGUGUAGAACUGUACAAUAUUUAAUAGUUGUUACAAUGUUAGCUAGCAUAUAUACAUUAGUAUUAAUGUCAAUUGAUAGAUUUUUAGCAAUUGUAUAUCCAGUACGAAGUCGAGGAAUUAGAACCGAAUUUUUAACGAAAAUUGCAAUUGUUAUCUUAUGGAUAACAGUUUUAAUAGUUUCGGCUCCAACUUUUAUGCUUUAUAAUUUAUGGUCAUAUGAAUGCGAUAAUAUAAAAUGGCUUUCUUGCUCAUACGAUUAUAAUUCAAUGGUGGAUCAAGCUGUUUAUCAAAUUACAUUCUUUACUAUAUCAUAUUUCUUCCCAUUAGUUUUAAUCAGUAUUUUAUAUAUAAAAAUUGUUUCACGAUUAUGGCAUAGAAUUGGUGGCACAAUGUCAGCUGAAUCACAGAAAGGACGAAGACGUGUAACAAGAGUUGUUGUAGUAGUUGUUUUAGCAUUUGCUUCAUUAUGGUUUCCUGUACAAAUAAUUUUAAUAUUGCGAAGCUUAGGAUUAUUUGAAACAAAUGCUGUUAAUAUAAUAUUACAAGUUGGAACACAAACUCUUGCUUAUACAAGUUCCUGCAUCAAUCCAAUUUUAUAUGCAUUCUUCUCAGAAAACUUUAGAAAAGCAUUCAGAAAGGCCAUUUAUUUUUCAUCAUCCUAUCGAUUUGGUCCGUCAAAACAAUACAAUGACUUGUCAACAACGACAACAGCUGCUGGUUUAUCAGGAAGAAGAAGAAUAUCAGCGGUACAAGAUAGUAUGAGUAUGGCAGUUAUCUAAUCAAAUUAAAUUAAUUUUUUUUUUUUCUUAUUUAUUUUCAUACCAUUUUGUGGGUUUUUAUACUUCUAUUUUUAUAAUUUGUUAUAAAAAUUAAACCACCUACAUUCAAUUUAUAUACGAGUAUACAA
Messenger RNA from Condylostylus longicornis, 1385 nucleotides. It is a transcript of the gene AstA-R2, whose product is annotated as allatostatin-A receptor. The record is from RefSeq and is a predicted model, not a curated record. The transcript is spliced from 4 exons. Lineage: Eukaryota; Metazoa; Arthropoda; Insecta; Diptera; Dolichopodidae. Gene Ontology annotation, biological process: G protein-coupled receptor signaling pathway. The coding region runs from base 1 to 1257 and encodes 418 amino acids. Gene Ontology annotation, cellular component: membrane. Gene Ontology annotation, molecular function: neuropeptide Y receptor activity.